UUUGCAGUCUGUGUCUCGCUUCUCUGCAGGACCCUGAUCCAGCCAGCCAUCUGUUGUUACCCAUCAUGAAUCGAUGAUUAAAUCAUGGAGAUGAUCUGUUCAGAGCGUAUUAGUUAGUCUACUCUAUAUCCAGAGGGGGUGUACCACCAUAUGUCUUCCAAUCCUGCCAGAAUACCCACCAGUGGGUAUUACACUUCGCAAUAUCUUCAUCAGCAACAGUAUGGCCUGUCCCAAAGAGGAAAUGCGCUUCGUCAAGCCAACAAUGGUGAUGGAGACGAAGAAUAUUACACGAAUAACUCCAGAAGAGAAGGAACUCCAGCCGCUUCUACUAACUAUUACGAUACGCCCAGAACUCCUACCACACCAGCUUUCAAAAUCACCCCGUCAUCUCCUUCCGCUACUGGAAUAUCGGCGCUACCUAUCACUAAUCCUCAUAAUAAUCAAGAUAACAUGGCUGCUAAACGUCAGCCUGUAAAAGUAGUGGAAUUUAAGCCUAUGCCUAAAUCUCCAGUACCUGAGUCUCCCUCUACUCCAAGAACUAAUAAAUCAUUCAAGAAUUUCUUCUUCAGUAAAAGUCCUACCAGUCAGCAGCUGAACCAAGCUGCAACUGAAGCUUUGUCGUUAUCUUCAGACGCACUAGAAGAGUAUGACGAAGAAGAUGAUCCCGACUAUCUCCGGCAAGAGAUCACCCCAGCACAAUUAAACUAUUUUGGAAGUCAAAAUUCAGACAACUCCGAUGCUGAAGCUUUUGCCCGAGCAGGCUAUCAGUCUGCCCCUAUGGUGGUUACAUCGCCAAAUCCAAAUCAACUGGUAUCAUUCAAUGGUUAUUAUAUUAAACAGAAAAAAGACUACGACCAAGCCGAUUACAAGCCCAAGUUGUACACCCAUAAAACUUUCAGAGAGAUCUUUAACGAUAAGGAAGAAAGUACUGAUAGGUACAAUCCAAUGGAGUUUGUAUUUGAUCAAGGACCCAAGAAAACCAAUAUAGUUAAGAAUGUACAAGGAUUAUUUGGUAAAGACGAUUAUAAUAAUUACAACUACUAUGACCAUAAGCUGGCCAAGCCUCGUAAGAACCCAAUGAAAGAAGUAUUUGUUACGGAAAGUGAAGAUGAAGAUGGAAAUAAGGUUGAAGAUGAAAAUGCCGAUCCGUUUGAUGAAGUGGAGCCAGUAAAGAAGAACAAGAAAUUAACCAAAUUAUUUAAGAAGAAGAUAAAGAAAGCCAAGAAGGAACUAGGCAAAGACUUUGUUAAUAAUACUGAGAAGCAGAGGGAAGAGAAGGAAAUACGACGGGAAGAGCAACGGAUGAAGAAAGAGCAAGAGAUGAAGGAGCAGGAGAUGAAAGAGCAAGAGGCAGAAGCAGAAGCUGCAGCUGCCGCAGUCAGAGAUAGAGCUAGAGCUAGAGCUAUAGGCCAGAAUCCUGAUUUCCAUCCAUUAUGGAACUACUUUCUUUCAUGGGUGGUUUACGAUACUGCCGCUUCUAUAGCUGGAUCAUCUAAAAUUACUGAAUUACCAUCUGGAGAUGCCGCUACUAUUGCGCCAACCACGACGGGAGCACUUACAACAAUUGGAGCCCAAACUACAGCAAAGGCAGCAACUACAAUAGCUCCAUCUACUGCCAGACCACCAACUAUAGUAGAGGCUCCAGCUCCAGCUCCAGCUCCAGGUGCCAAGUCUCGACUCAAAAACAUACGCAAAAACUAUCAGGUACUUGCAUCCAAAUGGAAUAAGCCAGCUGCUGCGUUAUUCAACGACCAAUACAUUCCCAACUCCACCCCGAUCCUGACUCCGACCGUAGGUCUGGGACUGAACCUGCUGCCUAGUGUCAGUUCCAGUUUAGUCAGCAGCCAAACUACAAACAAAGAGUUCAUAAUUGAAUAUGAUGGAGAUGAUGAUACUGAGAUCGACCAAGAAUUGUAUUACAAUCCAGCCACCAACCAACUUGAAGCUCAACCACCAACAUCAUUCUCAUCGCUCCAUCCCCAGGCUCAAACCACCAUGGCCGAAACCACCAUGGCCCAGAUCGGAACCAUUGCCAACAUGAGCUCCCCUCUGCAAAUCAUCUCCAACAUCAACCAGCUCAUUAAAAACAUUAAAAUCAUGAGGAUCAUCUUUGCUCCCAUCGAUAUAAUUGCUGAGAACUUCCCCCAUUUACAGACCAUUGUAAUUCUUAUAGAAUUAGGGAUAUUUAUGUGGAUUCUUUAUGAACUCAGUCUACUUAUCGAUGCCAUCUGUAUGAUGGUUAAAGCAGUAUGUGCCCCUAUGAUCGCUAUGGGAAGAUUUAUGAAUCGCAUCAUGUAGUAGUACACGUAUAUAAACUAACUAUAUAACAUAGAAUUACAACCAGGGUAAUGUAACAUGGAGAAAAUUAGAAUAGAAUAGAAUAGCAAAGAUAGUAUAGUAAUAGUAGUAAUAAUAAUAAUAAUAAUAAUAAUAAUAAUAAUAGUAAUAGUAAUA
This is a messenger RNA of Scheffersomyces amazonensis, 2454 nucleotides long. RefSeq lists its product as uncharacterized. The record is from RefSeq and is a predicted model, not a curated record. The transcript has a single exon. NCBI's taxonomy places the organism in Eukaryota, Fungi, Ascomycota, Pichiomycetes, Serinales, Debaryomycetaceae. The coding region runs from base 151 to 2298 and encodes 715 amino acids.